Messenger RNA from Dryobates pubescens (Downy woodpecker), 748 nucleotides. Its product is annotated as signal transducing adapter molecule 1-like. Lineage: Eukaryota; Metazoa; Chordata; Aves; Piciformes; Picidae. The record is from RefSeq and is a predicted model, not a curated record. The transcript has 7 exons. Gene Ontology annotation, biological process: protein transport to vacuole involved in ubiquitin-dependent protein catabolic process via the multivesicular body sorting pathway. The coding region runs from base 1 to 657 and encodes 218 amino acids. Gene Ontology annotation, cellular component: ESCRT-0 complex.
AUGACAGGCAUGAAAGCUGAGAAGAAAACCGUGCAGUUCAGUGAUGAAAUUCAAGUGGAGACAAUAGAGCCUGAGCCUGAGCCAGUUUAUAUUGAUGAAGAUAAAAUGGACCAACUCUUGCAGAUGUUACAAAGUGCAGAUCCAUCUGAUGACCAGCCAGAUAUCCCAGAACUUCUUCAUCUUGAGGCAAUGUGCCACCAGAUGGGACCUCUCAUAGAUGAGAAGUUGGAAGAUAUAGACAGGAAACAUUCAGAACUUUCAGAGCUCAAUGUUAAAGCAAUGGAGGCUCUUUCUUUGUACAACAAAUUGAUGACUGAAGACCCAAUGUGCUCCAUGUAUGCAAAGCUACAGAACCAACAGUACUACCUGCAGCCGCCUGGGGUUUCUGGCUCUCAGGUUUAUGCAGGACAACCUCCAAGCAGUGCCUGCUUGGUGGCAGGGAGUGCACAGCUGGGCCACGUUCCAGGCUACAACCUUCCUUCUGAACGGCUCUCUUCUCACAGCCAAGGCACAGGGACUCCAUCUGCCAGCUCAGUGCUGCCUGCUCAGCCUGCACAGACCUCUUACACAAAGUACUGGAAGGCUUCUCUAAGGUCUCCCUGGAGCUUUUUCUUCUCCAGGCUGAAGAGCCCAAAUCUUCUCAGCCUGUCCCCAUAGCAGAGGUGCUUCAUCCCCCUGAUCAUCUCUGUCAUCUCCUCCGUACCUGCUUUAACAGUUCCAUGGUCUCCUUGUGUUGGGGACUCCAGAG